AUGUGUCUCUGCCCUGACUAUUCUAGUAGGCCUGGUCUCUCCUCGACACCAAACCUGAUCCCUCCACGAAUUGAGUUGUUGGUAGUACUGGGUCGAGUCUGGGAGGGCGGCGAGACGUUGAGCCUAUCGGUUGCAUCACUGUCGAUUAUGCGCGCGGUUGGAAUGCGUCUUACAGGACGCCGCAUUGCCCACUACAAAGUAAAACAAAAGCUACGAACCAAGGUCCUACCACCCCACACCGCCAAUAAGGAGAUUUCCCACACCGCCCAAUCACACAGUCCCCAUUCCCAUCCAUUAAUCUGCACACUUCCCCCAAACCUCAAAACUCUAAACUUAGGCAUCAAGCCCCCAGCUUUACGCGUAAUAUCACCUACGAAGUUUCCCAUGCAUGAGAAGCUUUUGGUCACUUUACCAGCCCCCCUUCCUGAGUUGCGCGAGAGAAACCACGUCCUGUUACAAGUCAACAUGAUGAGCGUGCACUACCUCGAGGAGAUAUCUAGCGGCUGCAGGGACCGUGUGUCCCUAUCAAUUCGCUGGAAUCAGGCACGUCUAGUUGUACAUCUUGAUCCCUCUCCUACAGGGGGCACUAUGGAGGACUCCUUGAUCCAGGAGUACAACGCCGCGUGCAUAAACGAGGACUACGACGAGGAGGAGACCAUGUCCGACCGGAUCCUCGAUGCCAUCAUUGAAUCUGGAAGGGCAGCGUUUGACGAACUCGCCCCGCCUGCUGAUUCCCCUACAUCAUCUUCCUCAUCUGACCUCCACUCCCUUCUUUUCCCCGAAGAGUUCACCUUUCGUUUUCGAACGCUAAACAAUAAGUCGGAAGUGAGUCUCGUAAACAGUGGAGGGUCACUCAAACAGGCCCAAGGCUUGUUUCAGCUCACCGUUAGCGAGGACAUAGAUGCCCCUGGGUUCUCGACCAAGGAUAUUCGCGUCCUGCAAAAGCAGAUUGGCGAUGGCUACAUCGCCCACGUUCUGGCGGGUGGUCAGGAGAUGUGCGCUAAAGUCGGGGAUGACACCAGCGCGGAAGCCAUGCAACGCGAACUUUCCACCUUGGCCAAGAUCCGCGCUUCCAGGUACGUGGAUAUACUCCGCGUCCCAAAGCUGCUUGGCCUGGUGCAGACGCCGGAAGACGGAAGAAUCAUUGGCAUUCUGGAGCGACUCGUUCCGGACGUCCCUGAGCUAUCAAGCCUCGCAGAUGUGGAGACGCCGGCCUCGAUCGACCACACCCGGCGCAAGAAGUGGGCAUCGCAAGUCGAGGAAACAGUUCGUCUCCUCCACCAGCUCGGAUUGACCUGGGGCGACGGCAAGGCAUCAAACGUAUUAAUCGACCGCGACACUGAUGACGCAUGGGUUGUUGACUUUGGUGGGGGGUGGACAGACGGAUGGGUUGAAAGGGAGUUGAGCGGGACUGUAGAGGGUGAUGAAAUGGCCCUAAGAAAGAUUGUAGAAUGGUUAGAGGUUUAA
Messenger RNA from Thyridium curvatum, 1467 nucleotides. RefSeq lists its product as uncharacterized. The coding region runs from base 1 to 1467 and encodes 488 amino acids. Gene Ontology annotation, biological process: protein phosphorylation. The transcript has a single exon. The record is from RefSeq and is a predicted model, not a curated record. Gene Ontology annotation, molecular function: protein kinase activity; ATP binding. NCBI's taxonomy places the organism in Eukaryota, Fungi, Ascomycota, Sordariomycetes, Thyridiales, Thyridiaceae.